AUGUCUGAACUCAUACGGAUCUCCCAUGCAGAAAUCAUCGAGUCCAUCGUGCAGCAAAACCCAUCAUUACUCCCACGAGACUUCCAUCAAAAGUAUGAGCCUGGAACACGUACAUGGCUCCUAAAAGCUCUUCUGAAUAUACCGUUGGUGAAUAGAAUUGUGCCCUCGGUGGAUGAAAAACAUGAGCUCAUUCAGCGACUCCUCUUCGAGCAGAGACACGCUACAACUUACAAGAAAUGGUACCAAUUGUCUGCUCAGCUUGAUGAGUUGACGGGAAGCAACCUAUGGAAACUCAAUCCGGAGUCAACCGAGUACGACUUCAACAUAGUGUAUCGCCAGCUUAACGAAAUGCGCAAUGCUCGAUUGAACAAAGAUUACAAACUCUUGCUUUUUCUUGUACGCACAAAAUGGUCUCGUAAUGUUGGAAAUAUGGGUGACCUCAACCUUUACCGUCAUUCCCAUGUUGGAACAAAAAGGUUGAUAGAGGAAUACAUUGAAGAAUGCCAACAAUCCCUCCACUAUUUGGUGAAUGACGCUGGCGUCAACUUGGAGGAUAGAUACCUUUUGGGAAUGCUAAUACAAACCCGGAAAAAUAUAGGCCGUACAGCGUUGGUGCUCUCAGGUGGUUCCACGUUUGGAGUGUCACAUAUCGGUGUGCUCAUAGCGCUUCUAGAGAACAACCUUCUUCCUCGUGUUAUCAGUGGGUCCUCAGCAGGUUCAAUUAUUGCCAGCAUCUUAUGCACCCACACUAAUGACGAAACUUUUGAGCUUUUGAAAAGCAUUUUGACUAGAGAAUUCAAUUUUUUCGGGCCACCACUCGAUACCGACGCAGAGGGAAGGCUAAGAGCACUCUUGCAGCGUCUUGGUCAUCUACUCAAAUAUGGAACGGUAUUUGACAUCGGAGGAAUCCGUGAUACGGUAUAUGGCUUUGUUGGUGACUUGACAUUCAGGGAGGCUUACAACAGGACGGGUAAGAUUCUAAACAUAACAGUGUCUCCUGCUUCAACUCAUGAACAAACUCGCUUGUUGAAUUAUCUAACGGGUCCUCAUUGCCUUAUAUGGUCUGCCGUAUGUGCAUCAUGUUCGGUGCCAGGAAUUUUCUCCUCCAAUUCAAUCUAUGAAAAAGACCCCAAAACGGGCACUAUUCGCGAGUGGAAUAAUGAUCAAUCUUCUAAAUUUGUUGAUGGCUCUGUUGAUGGCGAUCUACCGAUCACUAGACUCUCAGAAAUGUUCAAUGUUGACCACAUUAUAGCCGUGCAAGUAAAUCCACAUGUGCUACCUGUUCUCAAAGUGUCGGUAGGAAGUGUUGGCGGCAAACUAGAUUCCGAUUUUGCUAACACUCUCCGAAAUACUAUGAACAAUUGCUACGACUUCAUCUCAAGCGAAAUUAUUCAUUAUCUUCAAGUUUGCCAUGAGUUGAACAUUCAAAAAAACUUCACACUGAAAAUGAUUUCCAUAUUGACUCAAAGAUAUUCAGGAAAUAUCACAAUUCUCCCCGAGCUUGCAACGAUUGACUUCUUGUCACUCUUCAGCAACCCGAGCCCAGCGUUCAUGAUGGACUUCAUUCUUAAAGGCGCCAGAGCUGCUUGGCCUAAAAUUACAAUUAUCAACAAUCAUUGCGGUGUGGAAUUUGCACUUGAUAAAGAGAUCUCUGUAUUGCGCGGUAGAAUCAUCUCUAACUCUACUAAACGAGUCACCUAUGGGCCAAAUUUUAACUCCGCAAUAAAUAUGGCAACGUCAGACUCUAAUGCUUUCCUCAUCAAUGCGCCAAUUUUAGGUCCAGGUGAUUUUAAUCAGGUCUUUACCCCAAAUGCAGAUGCUGAUGCACCGUCUCGCACAGCCAUAAGACGUCAUAAUUCAAUUGGCUAUGCUGAUCUCAGAAAAAAACGAUCAGCAAUAAGCAGUCCUUCCUCAUCCGACCUUGCUCGAAGUGCUGGUCUCCGUGGUAGCUACAAUUCUCUGUUGUCAUUGAGUAGUAAAGUUUUUGGAAAUCCAAGAGAUCAAACAGACCGGUUCUUCUCUCUCGCUGGAGAAGAGAAGCCAAGCAAGAUACAUGGUACCAAUAGAGAGGAAAAGGAUAGUGGUAGCCCCACUUUAAAAUUUAAGUCAAUACGGAAAGCUCGCAGUUCGGGUAACUUCGGGUCGUCUGAAGAAAAAGAAGACGCCAGAAGCAGCUUCAAGCCUGAGAAAUUUGUUCGAUACGCUCUCGACUAUGGUGAAAUCGCUGCGAAAGCAUUCGGCCCCGAUAGUAAGCCAGAACUGCCACGAACUCAGCGAAUGUUACGAGAGAAGCCAAACUUGCCGAGACUUUCGAAACUGGGAUCAAGACAUGGUUCUUUCAUCGGUCUUGAUAGAUUGAAGGACGGAGCCAAGUCUGGUGUGAACUCAGGCGCUAAUUCAGCACAAGGAUCCUCCCAGAACCUUAAAGAACUUUACAAUGCGAAGAAUCUUAGCUUACUGGAGCAGCGACGUCAAUCCAAGACACCAAAUAUUGAGCAAGACUCCACUUCUGUGUUCUUCAAGAAUUUCAAGUACGGGGGCAAAACACCAAGCAAGAGUGACAGGGCUUCUAAUGAACCGAUUGGAACUUCAACACCAAAAACUCAUCACGAUACCGAACAGGAUUUAAACUCAAAAGGUUUUGCAGAGUCACCAAAGCUCAAAGAGGUUGGGCUAACAGAUGACGAAAGCGAACAGGGUGAUAGGAGAGGUUCUUCUGUCAAAACAGACUAG
Australozyma saopauloensis is the source of this 2733-nucleotide messenger RNA. RefSeq lists its product as uncharacterized. Bases 1 to 2733 code for a protein of 910 amino acids. Lineage: Eukaryota; Fungi; Ascomycota; Pichiomycetes; Serinales; Metschnikowiaceae. The transcript has a single exon. Gene Ontology annotation, biological process: lipid metabolic process. The record is from RefSeq and is a predicted model, not a curated record. Gene Ontology annotation, molecular function: triacylglycerol lipase activity.